AUGCCCUUCGUGGAGCUGGAGACGAACGUGCCGGAGGCGCAGCUGCCCCGCGACCUGCCCGCCCGGCUGAGCGCCGCCGCCGCCGACAUCCUGGGCAAGCCGGAGGAGCGCGUGGCGGCGACGGUGCGGGGCGAGCUGGCGAUGGCGAUGGGCGGCUCGGCGGCGCCGGGCGCGCUGCUCUCCGUCUGGGCGGUGGGCGCGGUGGGCUCGGCCGAGCAGAACCGGAGGCACAGCGCGCGCUUCGCCGAGUUCCUGGGCCGCGAGCUGGGGCUGGGCGCCGACAGGAUCCUGAUCCGCUUCCAGCCGCUGGAGCCCUGGCAGGUGGGCAGGCAGGGGACGGUGCUGACCUUCCUGUGAGAGCCGGCAAUAAAGCG
Molecule: messenger RNA, 374 nt
Organism: Protobothrops mucrosquamatus (brown spotted pit viper)
Lineage: Eukaryota; Metazoa; Chordata; Lepidosauria; Squamata; Viperidae
Gene: DDT
Product: D-dopachrome tautomerase
Exons: 3
Coding region: 1-357 (118 amino acids)
Molecular function (GO): phenylpyruvate tautomerase activity
Source: RefSeq, a predicted model, not a curated record